AUGGCGGAUCCCAUACAUCAUAUUGCUAUUCUUGGAGGAGGUGCAAUCGGCUCGUCAAUUGCAUACCACAUAACAUUGCUAAAUAAAGAUCCAAACUUGAAAGUCACAGUCUUUGAAAAAACCGCGAUCGCAUGUGCAGCUUCGGGUAAAGCUGGAGGUUUCCUUUCUUAUGACUGGUGUGAUGGUGGCCCCCUACAAGAUCUUGCAAGGAAAAGUUUCAAAUUACAUGCUGAACUUGCUAAGACAUUAGAUGGGAAAAGAAGAUACGAUUAUCGUGUGGUAGAUACAUUAUCGAUAACAGCCUCUACAAAGUCAGCAAGUGUAAAACCACCUCCAACAGUUUGGUUAAAACCUGGCGUAGUGACAAAAUCUAAAAGUAUUGGUACGACACAAACAACAGCUCAACUUCAUCCUUACAAAUUCACUAAAACGUUAAUUGAGGAGGCAGAAUCCAGAGGUGCCAAAGUUAUGAUUGCGAAUGUUGUAGGCCUAGAAUUUGAUAAAUUUAGAGUAUCAGGGGUUCGUCUUUCAACAAACGAGAUAAUUCCCGUAGAUACGGUUAUUAUAGCUAUGGGUCCUUGGAGUGGAGAAGCUCUUUCAUGGCUAGUAAAAAAAAGCGGUCGUGCUUACCAAUUGCCUGAUGUUUCUGGACAAAGGGCACACAGCAUUGUAUUACGACCAAACGUUGAUAUAUCAGCGCAUGUAUGUUUCGUAACGCUAAACCUUGGUCAUAAAUAUGCUGAGCCUGAAAUUUACCCGCGUCCGGAUGGUGAAGUAUACGUUUCUGGAGAAUGCGACGAAUCACCUCUUCCAGCUAGCGCCGAAGAAUUUGUUCCUAAUCCUACUGCUAUUAAAAACCUAAAAAAUACAAUGAACACGCUUUCUCCAGAUAUUCUUGGCAGUGCAACUGUAGUACGCGAACAAUGUUGUUACAUGCCAAUAUCUGAAGAUGACAAACCAUUGAUUGGAAAAGUUCCAUGGCUUGAUGGGGUUUAUCUUGCGACAGGUCAUUCUGUUUGGGGAAUCUUGAAUUCUUCUGGUACAGGAAAGGUCAUUGCAGAAAUGGUAUUGGAGGGUCAGACGAAGUUUGCUGAUGUAAGAGGAUUAGCUCCUAUGAGGCCUAAAAAUUAUAGUGUACAAUAA
This is a messenger RNA of Acaulospora morrowiae, 1143 nucleotides long. Lineage: Eukaryota; Fungi; Glomeromycota; Glomeromycetes; Diversisporales; Acaulosporaceae. The record is from the annotation of a GenBank genome assembly.